Zalophus californianus (California sea lion) is the source of this 2718-nucleotide messenger RNA. RefSeq names its product archaelysin family metallopeptidase 1 (gene AMZ1). Gene Ontology annotation, molecular function: metallopeptidase activity. NCBI's taxonomy places the organism in Eukaryota, Metazoa, Chordata, Mammalia, Carnivora, Otariidae. The record is from RefSeq and is a predicted model, not a curated record. Bases 526 to 2154 code for a protein of 542 amino acids. Gene Ontology annotation, biological process: proteolysis. The transcript is spliced from 6 exons.
GGCAUGAGCGAGCGAGCACGCCUGGCUGUGUGUGUGCGACCCGUGUGUGGGGGGGCAGUGAGGGCUCGGGGCAGCGUGCGGGGAGGGCUGUGGCCCGGGCAUGCACUGUGCACGCGUGCAAAUGGAGGCAGGUGUGUCCACACGCGGGCAGGGCGCGUGCAGGGGUGGGGGCUGACGUGCUGCGAUGCAUGGCAGCGCAUCCACCUGGUCUGAGCGCUCAGUAGGAGCCAGGCGUCGCGCUGGAUGCGGGCGGGAACGCGACAGAUGUGGCCGCAGCGCCCCGCCCAUGGCACGCCAUUCCAGGCCGAGGACAGCCGCUGAGCAGGGUGCUGCCACGCCGGGACGCGUCCCUGCCGCCCCUUGCUGCUGCUGAGGACCCCCCGCGCCGGGCGUCCUUCGGAGGGGAGCCUUCCGCUGUUCCCAUCGGCCUGCAGGAAGGUUCCGGAAGAGCCAGUGGCUGUCCCCGGGGGAGGGGGGUUUCAUGGGCAACAGCAGGGGCUCCCCGGAGAGGAGGCCAGGCCCGCCAUGCUGCAGUGCAGGCCAGCCCAGGAGUUCUGCUUCGGCCCGCGGGCCCUGAAGGAGGCGCUGGUCUCCACUGACCCCGCCCUGCAGGAGCACUAUGUGUCUGCCUUCACCCCUGCCGAGAGGCUCUUCCUGGCCGAGGCCUACAACCCCCGGAGGACCCUCUUCUGCACGCUGCUCAUCCGCACAGCCUUCGACUGGCUCCUCAGCCGUCCCGAGGCCCCCGAGGACUUCCAGACCUUCCACGCCUCCCUGCCGUCCCGGAGGCAGAGCCCUGCCCGCAAGCACAUCUACCUGCAGCCCAUAGAUCUGAGUGAGGGGCCGGCGGGCAGCGCUCUGCUGGAGCACCUGAGGAACUGCACGGAGGCCUUUUUCUUAGGCUUGCAGGUCAGGUGCCUGCCUUCGGUGGCGGCCGCGUCCAUCCACUGCUGCUCGCGUCCCAGCCAGGACUCAGACAGACUCCAGCUCCACACAGACGGCAUCCUGUCUUUCCUGAAGAACAGCAAGCCGGGUGAUGCGCUGUGCGUGCUGGGCCUCACGCUGUCCGACCUGUACCCAUGCGAGGCCUGGAGCUUCACCUUUGGCAAGUUCCUUCCAGGCCACGAGACUUCACGCCUGGACGCAAGCUGGGACACGGGCGCGGCCCAGCCCGGACGCAGGGCUGCCGUCGGCGGUGGAGGACACCCUCCCCGGCAGCGCCGACUCGGGCCUGAGCUGUGGGAGCGCGUCGGAGCCGGGCAGCAGCCUGUCGGAGCCCCUGACCCCCGACGCGUGGAGCCGCAGCUUCCCCGGGGGGCCGGAGCUGGAGCCCGAGGAGGGGCUGGGCUCGCUGGCCGUCCCCGAGAGCCCGCCGCCGCUCGGACCCCCGCAGGAGGCCAUCGAGGAGCACGGGCGGUGGCUGGCGCUGUGCAUCCAGGCCCUGGAGCGCGAGGUGACGGAGGACGAACUGGUGCAGGUGGACGGGGCCGUGGAUGCCCUGGCCGGGUGGGAGAUGUUCACGGGGCAGCUCCCAGCCCCCAGGCCGGGCCUGCCCUGCGGCCGAGACGGCACGCGGCUGCGCAGGGUCCUGGGGGGCACGUUCUCCUCCCUGCGGAGGAAACUGAGCACACGCAAACUGUCCAAGGCGGGAUCAUCCCCCUGUCGCUGGAGGGCGGAGGAGAAUUAACGCGGGAGCCCAUCUGUCCAGCGCCGUGUUCCCCGGGGGCCUGGAGGAGAGCUCUCCAGGGCAGCAGAGGAAGUGGUGAGAACAGUGCGGUCUGCAGACAAGGGCAGCCUGUGGGGUUCCCGGUCCCGGCACUUACAGCAUCGUUCAUGACCUCUGGGUCGUCACGGACUUUUCCGACUCCUUCCAACGCGGGCCAUGCUAAGGCAGCCAGCCUGUCCGGGGUGUGCGUGUCCCUUCGAUUCUGUCACCCCGUGUUUCCUGCAGCUGAAGCUCCAGCGUGCACACUCGGCUGCCUGCUCUGUCCUUGCUCUCGAACGUCCCCCGUGGCUGCAGGGAGAGAAGCUGCCGGUGCCAACAGCAGUGUUCCUGCAGCGUCGAGUGUGGUCAUGGCUGCUUCUCCCUCCUGGAAAGAGGCAAGAAUAGGGGUGCUCAUACAUUCCGGGGCUAGCUUACAAUUUGGGGGCUAAGGAAAAGAGUGCAAAGCAUACUCCAGAUUUAGGGUCACCCCCCCCAUCCAGCAAGCAGGCCUGAGGCUUCCUGUCAGCGGACACCAGGCAGGAGUGCAGGGUCCCAGGCCCGCGGGGUGCAGGUGCGGGCUCCAGGGCUGGGUCCCGGCUUCCGCAAGCAUCACCGUGACCAGGAGGUCAUGGAGGGAAAGGGGGGAAGCUGACGGAGGUCUGCACGCGGGGAUCUGUCGCUGCGAACACAGCCCCCACCCUUCGUGCCUUAGAGCCCCGACCCUCUGCUCCGAGCUCAGCUCAGGCGUUUGGCCUGGGGCCAGAGCCAGUGGGAAGGUCGGCCUCACGGAGGGCUGGCUGCCGGGGCUGGGGCCGCACAGCCAGGAAGGUGACGGGACCCCCGGGAGCGUCUCAGAGCCUCGCUGCCACCGUACCCCAGCACGGCUGUCACCCAGGUCCACGGGGAGGGGCCCUGGGUGCCCCCUUCCAGGCAGAGCAGGGGCGAGGGGAAACCUGCCCUGUGAGCACAGCUUGGAUCGGCCAUCCUGCCACCUCCGUCAGGUUACCUGUUUC